Molecule: messenger RNA, 1023 nt
Organism: Lindgomyces ingoldianus
Lineage: Eukaryota; Fungi; Ascomycota; Dothideomycetes; Pleosporales; Lindgomycetaceae
Product: NAD(P)-binding protein
Exons: 4
Coding region: 1-1023 (340 amino acids)
Biological process (GO): NADPH regeneration
Cellular component (GO): cytoplasm
Molecular function (GO): oxidoreductase activity; nucleotide binding
Source: RefSeq, a predicted model, not a curated record
AUGGCGACGGGUAUUGCACUCAUUGGAAGCGGCAUCUUUGCGAAGGAAGAACAUCUCCCGGCAAUCCAAGGAACACCCCUCCUCGCCCUAAAAGCCAUAUACUCGCGCUCUCUUGCCUCUGCAAUGGGCUUGUCCGAGGGACUUGACGGCGUCGAUCUCUAUAGCGAGGAUAGCGAAGAAAAAAAUUUCGAUGAGCUACUUAAAAGAAACGACAUUAAAGGUGUUGUCAUUGCCCUACCUAUUUUGAUUCAACCAGAGUUCAUAAAAAAGGCAUUAUCCGCAGGCAAGCACGUGCUUGCUGAAAAGCCUAUUGCCAAAGACGUCGCUACUGCUACGGAAUUGAUCAGCUGGUACAAUUCAACCAUCACGCAAACACCGCGUCCGACUUUUACAGUCGCAGAGAAUUUCCGCUUCCUCGAGAGCUACACCUUCGCGUCGCAGCAAAUUGCAACAAUUGGUCGCGUCCUCGGCUUCCGCACACGUGUCUCCUCUAUGGUUCAACCAGGGGGGAAAUACUUCGAAACUGCUUGGCGUAAGACGCCUGAGUACCAAGGAGGGUUUCUCCUUGAUGGGGGUGUGCAUUUCAUAGCCGCUACUAGGUUGAUGUUGGGAGAGGACCAUCGGCCUGUGAAAGCUAGUGCCUUCACUGCUCAGCUCCAACCACACCUUCCACCCGUGGAUACCCUUAACGCCACGCUUCUACUAAAGUCCGGUGCCUCGGGGACGCUUUCACUAUCCUUCGGUACUACGUUUACGGGCUCCGAAUAUGCUGUCGCUUGCGAGAAAGGGACGGUCUAUGUAUCAAGAGGGAAAGUCAUAGUGACCAAAGAUGGGAAAGAGGAAGUGAAGGAAUUUCUAGAAGAGGGAAAUGGAGUCAAGCAGGAGAUUAAGGGGUGGGCAGAAGCACUGGGCACGGGAGGUAUGGAUCAGAGGCAAGCACCUGAGGAGGCGUUGGCAGAUCUGAAACUAUUGGAGGCAUGUUUAAGGAGUGGAGAGUACGGAGGCAUGCCGAUGGAGAUUUGA